UCUUCUCAAGCUCAACUGAACAGAAAGAAAGAAAGCUAAUACUGAUACCACUUUCGUCCUCCUUCAAUCUCAUGUUCAUAUGCCAAUUCCCUAACAAUUCCACCCCCAAAUUCUCCCAAAUCCUAAUUCCAUUCCCAUGGCUUCGUCUGAGAUUGAGGUCGUAGCGUCACCCGACUCCCAAUCUCAGACAAACCCUGAAGUUGCCAUAGUAGACGUCUACUCGGCUUCUGCUUAUGGCGACUUCCAAAAACUCAGGAGUUUUGUUGAAGAACAUGGAGCUUCUCUUACAGUUCCCGAUUCCAACGGCUACUAUGCUCUGCAGUGGGCUGCUCUAAACAACUUCGCCGAUAUCGUCCAGUAUAUCAUUGAGCAUGGGGCAGAUGUCAAUGCCUCUGACAAAUUGCAGCAGACGGCGCUUCACUGGGCAGCAGUUCGGGGUGCAAUAAUGGCUGCUGAUGUGCUCCUGCUGAAUGGAGCUCGAGUGGAGGCAACUGAUAUAAAUGGGUAUCGGGCAGUUCAUGUUGCUGCUCAAUAUGGACAAACUGCAUUCUUAAAUCACAUCGUUGCCAAAUUCCAUGCUGACUUUGACGUUCCAGAUAAUGAAGGGAGGAGUCCUCUUCAUUGGGCUGCAUACAAGGGAUUUGCAGAUACAAUUAGACUACUUUUAUUCAGAGAUGCAAGCCAAGAAAGACAAGAUAAAGAAGGUUGUGCACCAUUGCAUUGGGCUGCAAUAAGAGGAAACGUGGAGGCAUGCACUGUGCUUGUGCAUGCAGGAUCAAAGCAAGAACUUCUGAUCAAAGAUAAUGCAGGCUGUACGCCUUUUCAGCUUGCAUCUGAUAAAGGUCAUCAGCAAAUUGCUCAUUUCCUUUCUAAAGCACUACGGUCACAUCAGAGCCACUGGGGAAGAAAAUUUUGUUGUUGGAAGAUGGAAAAUUUUGGUUAUGCUCCUAUUUUACUAUGCAUCAUCAUCAUUCUCGUGAUCCUUUUCGUCAAUUCAGUUCUUGCAGGCUCUAAUCUUGCAAAGGUUACAGCUGUUGUUGGACUUUGGGCGUGGGCUGCCCUCUGUUUGGCAUUUGUUUCUCUGAUAAUGUUUUAUAGGUGUAGUAGCAAAGAUCCUGGUUACAUCAAAAGACCCGGAGAGUUGGGUAAUCAUACCAAUACAGAGGAUCCUUUGUUGAGCAUUGAUCUCAACAAUUCUUCCGUCUGGGUGGGGAACUGGUCUCAACUAUGCCCCACUUGCAAGAUAAUUAGACCUGUCCGUUCUAAGCACUGUCCUACUUGUAAUCGAUGUGUUGAACAGUUUGACCAUCACUGCCCGUGGAUAUCUAACUGCGUGGGGAAGAGGAAUAAACGGGAUUUUUUUGUUUUCAUCUGCUUGGGAACUUUGACAUCAUUCCUUGCUGGCUGCAUUGCCGUACAAAGAAUUUGGACAAUGCCUUCAGCAUUGCAAACGGGAGAAACUUGGUUUCAUCAUGUGGUAGUUCAUUAUCCUGGCGUCAUUACAUUUCUUUUUCUGGAUGCCGUGAUAUUGAUUGCAGCCACAACUUUGACCAUAGCUCAGGCAUCUCAGAUAGCUCGAAAUAUCACCACUAAUGAACUGGCAAAUGCCAUUCGCUACGGAUAUCUCCGUGGCCCAGACGGGAAGUUUCGUAAUCCAUAUAAUCAUGGAUGCCGAAAAAAUUGCUCUGAUUUCCUCAUCCAAGGCCAUGCAGACGACGAGAUUGCUUGGCCUCCAUUACAGCAUGCUGCCAGUUAGACCGAUAACCAUUGCACAGUUUCACAUAAAUCAGUUGUAUGCCUGGGCGGGCUUGGCAUCUCAAACUCUCCUGCCACUGGCUGUCGGUCGACAAUAUUGCUCGGUAUCCUACUACUGUUGUUCAUUGUUGUCACAUACAUCUAUAAGUGUCUGUUUAUUAUUUUGAAACCCUGAAUUAGAAUGUUCAUACUGUCUAACCGAUUGCAAUGUACAAACAAGAAUGUAAGCCAGGAAAUAGGAUAGAAAUGAAAUGAAAAGCUCACAGAUAGAUAAUAUUUGAAGUUUCAUUACCAAAUAAUAUGAAUGUACAACAUGAACAGACUAGGAGGAUCUUGUAAAAUUCAUUUGCUAUUAGUUCUCAUCUCAUGAAACUUGGAAGCACUGAUUUGAUUUCACACUAGAGAAUUGAAGAUCUUAUGUUGUUUCUGUA
Molecule: messenger RNA, 2186 nt
Organism: Momordica charantia (bitter melon)
Lineage: Eukaryota; Viridiplantae; Streptophyta; Magnoliopsida; Cucurbitales; Cucurbitaceae
Product: Ankyrin repeat family protein with DHHC zinc finger domain-containing protein
Biological process (GO): protein palmitoylation
Cellular component (GO): Golgi membrane
Molecular function (GO): palmitoyltransferase activity; protein binding
Source: RefSeq, a predicted model, not a curated record